AGAUUAUGCCAUGAUGCCAUCAAAAUAAAUCCAGGCCCUCCUGCACUUUACUGCCUGAGGACAGAAAGAACAUACAUUGAUGAGAAUCAUAAAAAUAUUCGACGAUGGACAUUUGGACAAAAAGACAAUGCCAAGCAGAAUAAAAUCAUACUGAUGGUGGGAAAGACUGGCUCUGGGAAAACAACACUUAUCAACACCCUGAUCAACCACUUACUGGGAGUGAAGUUUGAGGAUGAAAUAUGGUAUGAAAUCACAGAAGAAAAUAAAGAAAAAGCUCACAUAUCCCAGACCUCUGAGAUCACAGUUUAUGAGGUAUUUAUUGAAGAAAAGCCAACAUCUCUGACCAUCAUCGACACUCCAGGUUAUGGAAACACUAAAGGAAUCGAGAAAGAUGCAGAGAUUGCAGAAUAUCUGAGAAGGUUAUUUUCAGAUGAGGAUGGGAUUCACUAUAUUGAUGCAGUGUGUUUUGUGAUGAAGGCGUCUGAGAAUCGACUUACUGGAGAAGAGCUUUAUAUAUUUCACUCAGUUCUGUCUCUGUUUGGUAAAGAUAUAGAGAACAACAUAGUGUUUCUGCUCACUCAUUCAGACGGACUACCACCAACAGAUGCUCUCAAUGCCAUUGAAAAAGCUGACAUACCCUGCAGAAGAGAUGAAGACAAUGAACCAGUUUAUUUCUUAUUCAACAACCGACAGAAAGAGAAGAGAGACAAACAUCAUAAACAUGCUUACAGAUCAGCCUGGGAAAUGGGGGAGAGGAGCAUGCAUGAGUUCUUUAAGAUCCUGGAAGAGAAGAACAGAAAAAGUGUUCAGAUGACAUUAGAUGUUCUGAAGGAGAGAACAAGACUUGAUGCUUGUGUCUAUAAUUUGAGGGAGAGGAUCACUGAGAAGGAGAAAACAAUGAAAGAACUAAGUCAGAUUCAGGAAGCCCUCAGACAGAACAGAGACAAGAUCAAAAACUGUGAAAACUUUGUUAUUACAGUGGAGAAAGGUGUCAAAGAAAAAGUCCUCAUUGAAAAUGAAUGGUGGUGGAACAGCAAUGCAACCUGCUGCUCUGUCUGCGAGGAAAACUGCCAUGUGUGGAGUUGCUGGUGUGCAAAUGAUCCCUCAAAAUGUGAAGUUAUGGUAAAAGGCUUCUGCACUGUGUGUACAGGGAAGUGUCAUCACAGCAAACAUGUUAAAGAGAAUAAAAAAUAUGAGAUCAGGCUUAAAAAAAUUGAAAUGACAUUUGAUGCCCUUAAAAAAGCAUAUGGAGACACCAGUGACCCACCAAAAACCAGCUUUGACAAAAACGUGUUUGAAAAUACUAAAAAGGAACAUGAAAGUAACAUUAAAGAGUCUGAGGAUAAAUCAAGAACUGAAGAAUGUCUGACCAGGGAUCUGGAGAAAAUUGAAUCACAGAAGUCGAUCCUUGUUCAUGAAACCUAUACAAUCAUCAUAAGUCUGUGUAAGAUUGCACUAAAAGCAGACAGCGCUUCCACUCUUCAGCAUCUGGAUUUCCUGAUUCCCAGACUGAAGGAGGAAAAGGGGAAAGAGGAAUGGGUGAAGAAGCUGGAGGAUCUGAAAAAAGCUGGAGAAGAGCAGAAAAAUAAUGGAGCUGUACGCCAUGUAAUGAACAAGUUCUUAGCUAGUUUCGGUUUGUCAACUUGUCAAACUGAAUAAAUUCAACCAAUUUUAACACACCAAAUGACAGAGCACAUGCAUUUACAUUAUACAAAUAUUCACCACAACAAAAGCUUUUCAUUAAGUUUUUGGUUGAUACUUCAUUUACCUAAAUAAAAAGAAAAAUGCUAAGAGUUACUCUUACUCUCCGAGUUAGCUACUGUUGACAACUGUUGAUGAGUGUAAACAUCUGAAUCAGUUUCAAACAACCUUUUUGCUGCAAUCAGUAAAAUUGGAGAAACACAGCAGCCAUUUCAAGAUAAAUUAAUGUAGAUUGAGAUUGCUGUGGAAGAUUAAAGAAUAAAUGAGUGGGAUUUAUAAUUGAUUGGAUACAGUGAAUGAUUAAUUACCUAUGAUGGGAACAGAGACUAAGAUGCCUUGAAACAGGGUGAAUUAAUUUAAAUCCUAUCAAAGACACUGGAAUGUUAAUCCCGGAACAUGACAACAUGGACAUCAAGAUGACAAUGAGUGAUGUUCUAUCACGCUUUUCACCUACUAUUGCAGAAGCUUUGCAAAAAUCAAUCCAAGUUUAUUUGUAUAGUGCUUUUCACAAUAAUAUUAUUGUUCCGAAGUAGCUUUACUAAAAUGUGCACAUUAUGUGUGUUUCGA
Molecule: messenger RNA, 2268 nt
Organism: Danio rerio (zebrafish)
Lineage: Eukaryota; Metazoa; Chordata; Actinopteri; Cypriniformes; Danionidae
Source: RefSeq, a predicted model, not a curated record